Messenger RNA from Pseudoliparis swirei, 1632 nucleotides. Its product is annotated as septin-7-like. The coding region runs from base 1 to 1179 and encodes 392 amino acids. Gene Ontology annotation, molecular function: GTPase activity; GTP binding; molecular adaptor activity. The record is from RefSeq and is a predicted model, not a curated record. Gene Ontology annotation, biological process: cytoskeleton-dependent cytokinesis; cilium assembly. The transcript has 14 exons. Lineage: Eukaryota; Metazoa; Chordata; Actinopteri; Perciformes; Liparidae. Gene Ontology annotation, cellular component: septin complex; microtubule cytoskeleton; septin ring.
AUGAUACCAUCGCCCCACGGGCCACAGGUGGUCAGCUUUCCAAUUUCAUCAACGCUUCUGUUCCUGACUGACCUGUACUCCAAGGACUACCCCCUGGCCCUCCCAGCGAUCAAGAAGACCGUGCAGGUGGAGCAGUCCAAGGUGCUGGUGAAGGAGGGGGGAGUCCAGCUGACGCUCACCAUCGUGGAUACUCCGGGGUUUGGAGAUGCGGUGGACAACAGCAACUGCUGGCAGCCAGUCAUCAACUUCAUUGACAGCAAGUGUGAGGACUUCCUCAACGCCGAGUCCAGAGUGAACCGCAGGUCCAUGCCGGACAACCGAGUCCACUGCUGCCUGUACUUCAUCGCGCCCUCUGGACACGGUCUGAAGCCGCUGGACAUCGAGUUCAUGAAGCGACUCCACGAUAAGGUGAACAUCAUCCCUCUGAUCGCUAAGGCCGACACGCUGACCCCCGAGGAGUGCCAGCUGUUUAAAAAACAGAUCGUGAAAGAGAUUCAGGACCAUAAAAUAAAGAUCUACGAGUUCCCCGACACGGAGGACGACGAGGACAACAAGCUCAUCCGCAGGAUCAAGGAGAAGAUGCCGCUGGCCAUCGUCGGCAGCAACGUGGUGAUCGAGGUGAACGGCAAGAAGGUCAGAGGUCGCCAGUACCCGUGGGGCGUGGUGGAAGAGGGCAUUUUUGUGGAGAACGGGGAACACUGUGACUUCACGGUGCUGCGCAACAUGCUCAUCAGGACCCACAUGCAGGACCUGAAGGACGUCACCAACAACGUCCACUAUGAGAACUACCGCAGUAAGAAGCUGGCGGCCCUCACCUGUAAGGUGGACGCCUCCAAGUCCAAGGGACAGCUCACCAAGAGUCCCCUGGCCCAAAUGGAGGAGGAGCGCCGGGAGCACAUGAUGAAGAUGAAGAAGAUGGAGGCCGAGAUGGAACAGGUCUUUGACAUGAAGGUCAAAGAGAAGAAGCAGAAGCUGAAGGACUCGGAGGCCGAGCUGGAGCGCCGCCACGAGCAGAUGAAGAGGAACAUGGAGGCGCAGUACAAGGAGCUGGAGGAGAGGAGGCGUGUCCACGAGGACGAGAAGGCCAACUGGGAGGCUCAGCAGAGAGUCCUGGAGCAGCAGAGGCUGGACGCCUCCAAGACGAUGGAGAAGAACAAGAAGAAAGGGAAGAUCUUCUGAAGCAGCUUCACCUCCUUCCUCCACACUAUAAAUAUCUCUCUUCAAGCCCCUCUGAAGUUUACAUUUACUGUGGUGACAUAAGGUGAAAUGGAACAGUCUCAUUCCUCCGUGUGACAACGAACACGCACCACACACACACACACAUGCCAACGAGUACACGUUCUCAGGACCGCUCGGUUAUUAUAAAUAUAUUUUCUCUUUUAUGUUCAGAAUAAGUGAUAAAGUUUUUCUUUUUUCCUUGAGAUGCUUGUGAACCUCUUCCAAUAACACCACGCUGGACAGAAGUUCAGCUGGACAGACGUUCAGCUGGACAGACGUUCAGCUGGACAGACGUUCAGCUGGACUUUUUUGUAAUAUUUUAAUUUUUUUGAAAUGUGUAUCCUGUUUACUGCUUCCCUUCUUUGUUCUCUAACUGUACAUUAUUAAUAUUAAAUUUGACAUGUUAUCCUUUCA